Exophiala xenobiotica is the source of this 822-nucleotide messenger RNA. RefSeq lists its product as uncharacterized. The record is from RefSeq and is a predicted model, not a curated record. The transcript has 4 exons. Bases 1 to 822 code for a protein of 273 amino acids. Gene Ontology annotation, biological process: mycotoxin biosynthetic process. Lineage: Eukaryota; Fungi; Ascomycota; Eurotiomycetes; Chaetothyriales; Herpotrichiellaceae.
AUGGACUUCAAAUACCAGCGGCUAUCCCCAAUUGUGGAACACGACGCGGCGUCCGUUGACUCGGAAUCUACUCUGGGCGACGCGGACGACGUGGAUAUCGUUUUGAAGCGGGAAGUAAAGGCACAGGAGUUUAUGGGUGAGAUGUGUCGGUCAACAAUCUCGAUAUCCAAGUGGCUAUGGUUGCUCCAUGUGGUCCUUCUUGUUGGAUCACUCACAUUCUUCACACUCGCCGUGAUGGUGCGGUCAUCAACAUUGAAACAUGUGCGCGAGUUCUCUGCUUGGUCUCCUGCCGACACCUCAGUCCGGUAUCAGUCAGUCAAGUACAACGUAUCAACGCAAGACAAUCGUUUCGUCGGCGCAGGACCCGAGGUCGAUAAAGCCUGGCGCGAGAUUUCAUAUGAUAUGGGAGACCAAUGGAUCUCGAAAUCCGACCUCGACAGACUCGGCAUGCCCAGGACGUCGGUCAAAAUGGCUCAUCCAGAGACGGGUCAGGAAGGCUACCGCGUAGGCAUGGAGGUCUUCCACCAGCUCCAUUGCCUCAACCUGCUCAGAAGAGUCACAUUCAAGGAAUACUACGAACCGCUCGGCGGAGAAUUCGCAGCCGGACCCGACGCGCUGCAACAUCAUACAGAUCACUGCAUCGAGAUUCUCAGGUUGAACAUCCAGUGCAAUGCGGACAUCGGCCUUUUCACGCUGUACAUGGUCGCAGGAGAUCCACAGGCGUGGCCGGAGCUCAACACGAAGCAUGUAUGCAGGAAUUUCGACGGCGUGAGGCAAUGGGCACUCGACCACUCUGUUGGGAAUAUGGAGCUUUUGGAGUGA